This is a messenger RNA of Camellia sinensis, 1312 nucleotides long. RefSeq names its product RNase L inhibitor protein-like protein. The record is from RefSeq and is a predicted model, not a curated record. Gene Ontology annotation, molecular function: rRNA small subunit aminocarboxypropyltransferase activity. Lineage: Eukaryota; Viridiplantae; Streptophyta; Magnoliopsida; Ericales; Theaceae. Gene Ontology annotation, biological process: maturation of SSU-rRNA.
UCAUAUGAAGCCACCGUCUCUCCAAUUUGCCGUGUAAUUUGCAGCGUUAUUCCGAGUCUCACUGCGUUGUUCUUAAUCGACAUAACUACCCUGGAGUGUUUUCCCUAAAAAUGGGUCACAACAAGCCAAAGCGAUUCAGAAACAACCAGUCACAUCGAGGACAAUCUAGUCGCACCCGUGAACUUCCACGGGACGAUGUGGAGUCUCUCCCAACUGAACCAGCGACUGAAGAGGAGGCAAUGGUUCCCAAAAUUCAGCUUGCAAUGUGGGAUUUUGGGCAAUGCGAUGCAAAAAGGUGCACAGGACGCAAGCUUUCAAGAUUCGGUUUGUUGAAAGAGUUGCGUGUCAACAAUGGUUUUGGAGGCAUUGUGUUGAGUCCUGCUGGGAGUCAAUGUGUCUCAAAAGAAGAUUAUAUCCUAAUUAAGCGGAAAGGGUUAGCUGUUGUGGAUUGCUCAUGGGCACGCUUGGAUGAUGUACCUUUCACAAAGUUGCGUUGUGCUGCUCCUCGACUCUUACCAUGGUUGGUAGCGGCGAAUCCAGUCAACUACGGUCGACCAUGUCAGCUGUCUUGUGUUGAGGCAUUAUCUGCAGCAUUAAUAAUAUGUGGGGAGGAGGAAACAGCGAACUUGUUGCUAAGUAAGUUCAAGUGGGGUCAUGCUUUCUUGUCCCUGAACAGGGAAAUUCUGAAGGCAUACUCUGAAUGUGAAAACAGUGCUGAUAUGAUUUCAGUUCAGAAUGCUUGGCUAUCCCAACAAAGUCAAUCGGUUGCAAAGGUUCCUUCAGCUGCUGAAGGAGCAGACGUAGCAUCUCGAAGUGAAGAUGAGGGCUCUUGUGAUGAUUCUGAAGAUGGCCUUCCACCACUUGAAAAGAAUUUUAAUCAUUUAGACUUGGAGGAAAGUGACGAAGAAAGCGAGUAAAAAUGGUAUCCUAUGUGACAGGAAACAGGGAAAAGGACCAUCCCAACUCUUGCCUUGUUGCUACAAUGGAGCGAGAGAUGUUGCCCAAUGCACCUGAUAAGUGCCUCAGGGAUAAGCCAUGUUUGUGACAGUUGUCAAUAUGUACAAGUGGAUUUUAAUUUUUUUUUUUUUUUUUUUUGAACUUUUUGAGAAGUGUGUUUGCUAUAGGCAUUCUCUUAGAGCUAGUUAUAUGGGUUGCGAACUUGCUAUUACUAAAAUAUGACAGGAAGUUAAACUUUUUCUUCUCGAAUAGCUGGCUAUAUGAGCUGCUAGAUAAAUUUUGAUAAGUCUUGGUAUUUGACACAACAUUUAAAUUUGGCAUUGCAUAAUAGAAAUAGAAGAAAUAACAUUUUGCA